Pelobates fuscus (common spadefoot toad) is the source of this 3009-nucleotide messenger RNA. It is a transcript of the gene CCDC149, whose product is annotated as coiled-coil domain containing 149. Bases 115 to 1839 code for a protein of 574 amino acids. The record is from RefSeq and is a predicted model, not a curated record. The transcript is spliced from 13 exons. Lineage: Eukaryota; Metazoa; Chordata; Amphibia; Anura; Pelobatidae.
CAGUGCAGAGAACACCGAUGAAGCUUAGAAAGCUGAAGCCCAUGGCUGGAUGAAUUACCAUAUAAUUGAUCAGUGUGCUGUGCAAACAUUUCCCACUACCAAAGUCUACUUACCAUGCAAAGCAAUCAAAGAGAAAGUGAUUGGCAGGGGCUCGUCAGUGAGUUUCUCGUUUGUAAGAGGAAACUCGAGAGCAAGAAAGAAGCAUUACUAAUCCUUUCAAAAGAACUGGACACAUGUCAGCAAGAACGAGACCAAUACAAGCUGAUGGCCAAUCAGCUCCGAGAGAGACACCAGUCCUUGAAAAAAAAGUACCGGGAACUCAUUGACGGAGACCCGUCACUUCCACCAGAGAAAAGAAAGCAGGCAAAUUUAGCACAGCUUCUUGGGGACUCUAGAGAAAGAAGUAAAAAACUUGAGUUAGAAAUCAAAGAACUGCAGCAGAGACUGGUGGAAAUUCAAGGCGACAAUAAGCUGCUGAGAAUGACCAUUGCCAAGCAGAGGUUAGGUGAUGAUGAAGUUGGAGUCCGUCACUUUGCCCCACAUGAGCGUGAAGACCUUGUUUUACAGCUGGAGAAAGCACGAGAGCAGAUUGAAAGUCUUGAGCAUGAGAUGCAGUCUGCAUUGGAUGAACUCCAAGAUGUGAAGCAGGAACGCUCCUUUUUCCAGGACAAAGCUGGAAGAUUAAACCAGGAACUGAACCACGUACUUGGGGGUGAUGAAAAUCGCAUCAUAGACAUUGAUGCCUUGUGCAUGGAGAAUAGGUACCUACAGGAAAGAUUAAAACAGCUACAGGAAGAAAUUAAUCUACAGAAAAGUAAUAUUGUCAAAUACAAGAAUGCUCUGGAACGGCGCAAGAAUUCCAAGUCAAACAUCAAGUCAACCAGCAGCGCUCUGACUGGCGUACUUUCUGCCAAACAAGUCCAAGAGCUGCUGUCAGAGGAGCAUGGAUGCAGCUUGCCAGCAACACCGCAGUCUAUCUCUGAUCUGAAAUCCCUGGCAACAGCCUUGCUGGAGACCAUCCACGAAAAAAACAUGGUGAUCCAGCACCAGCGACAGACUAACAAAAUUCUAGGUAACAGAGUGGCAGAACUGGAGAAGAAACUAAGAACGCUAGAGGUUUCUGGAUUGUGGAGUCUCCCAGGCCUCAGCUACAAUGUCUCAGUGGGAUUUGGGAGAGGAAAAGACACAAUAUCUUUACAUGAUCCAGCCCCUCCAAGUCUGCAGCGACCAAAAUCCCCAGUUAUUGCAUUUACUGAAAUACCUUGUCACACACCACUAACAUAUGAAGCUCACAGGCAGCCAAGCCUUGAUUUAUGCUCUACAGCUUUGGAAAUGACUGCUAAGAGUGAAACAAACCAGCAGUUAGAAAACUCACAAGAUCCCCUUGGCAAUGCUUAUGAAAACAUGUACCUCCACCCUUUAAUUCCACUUUUUAGUUCAGAGAAAGAACAGCAAGGGAAGCAGAUUGUGGAACUUGCAGAUGAGCUGUCUUCGGUGGAGUUGGAAGAAAGCCUUCUACAAUCUCCUGUUGACAACCAAAUUGUGUCAAUAAGCCAAGAUCCCCUCGCCAGUUUGGUGUCCCCCUUGUCUAGUCCAGGACCUUCUGAUACAUCAGAAACACCGAUCUUGCCAGCAACUGAUAGUUUCUUCCAUGAAAUGCAAAACACAAAUGGGGGACUUUCAGAAAACAGUGACGGACAAACGAAAAUAACUGGACUACAUCGGGAGGCCGAAGAACUGGAGAAAGUUGAAGAAAUAAAAGAUGAAAAAACAAAGCAUUGUGAAAUGACUGAAAGGGACUCUCAAGACACAGGAGUUCAUGACAAUGAAAAAUGUUAACAUUUUGAUGAUAACUCAUUUUGACUAAAUACAUACAACUGCCAAAGCUCCAUUUUUGUUGUUGAGAUCUGAAGUUGUAGGUUUUUUUUGUGGUUUUUUUUUUUUGUAAUGAACAUCCGUCAAACAGACAAACAAAAAAAUAUAUGUAAACUAGGUCAUUUCAUUCUUCUGUAUGUUUUAGAUGGUGCAAAAUGAUUUCCUUUGUUUUGUUUUUUCUGUUCUUUUAUGUGUGUUAAAAUUCAUGUAUUACACAGCUGCAAGAUCAUUUUAAUUUAGGCAUUGUGUAAUGUGUAUUGUAUUAAUGUUUGGGGACAUGUUUCAUGGCAGACAGUGAUAAGUACGUAUGAUGAAAUUGUACAUUUUACAUAUGUCCUGAGUGGGCUAUGAUAAUGUACAUGAAUACAGUGACACCAUUGGAAAAUUCUGCAAUUACUACAAUAUGCAUGAACGUGCAACAUCUAGCAAGAAAUGUAUUUGUUCCAUGGAUUACUGACCAUCAUUAUAAUAUAGAGGGUUUUUCUUUUUCUUUUUUUUUUCUAGGUUUUGGUUGUGUACAGACACUUUAUCCUCUUCUUCCAUGUUUUAUUAUCAAAUAUCCAUAGGGGACAUUAUUACAUACACUAUGAAGCAAUCCUUUAACCAGAGACCCACACCAUGCAUACUUGAAGCUUACUUUAUGGAGAUUCUAAGUUAUAUUUAUUAUGAUUGCGAAAUAGAAUUUGGCGUUAUUCAUUUAGUUCUCACCUGCAUCAGGUAUUCCGUGUCUCUCCCGAGACGUUUCUGCAGCAUUAACAAAGGACCGAAAGCAUGCAUCUUUCCAGUGUAAAUACAGUGUAACUCACACCAUCUGCCAACCAGUGCAACAUGGCAGGAUGUGUUUGUUGUGUAAUAGAGGUUUCCAGCGUUUGCAUAUUUUCCGCUUGCACAAGGAAUUCUGUGCAUGUCUUUUAUAUGCUUUGACCUACUGUUGUUCCAAGUGCUAUUUCCAAUAAUUUAUUAAGUUGUGAGGUAUUGUUGUUACUUUUGUUAUAUAGAUUCUCAUGCAGACAGGUUAUAUUGUGUAUAUUCUUUUGUUUAUUUAUGCUGUAUUGUCUCGAAUUACGCAUCAAAAACACCAAAGUUUGUACAUGGCAAACAUAGGAUAUAUUUAGUUGAUUUAUCUAAUAAAAC